CUAACCUAAAAAGUGUAGUGAAACAUUCACAUUAAUUAAAUAAUUAUUAGCUUAAAUGCAUCACAUAAGUACCAUUUCGUUAUCUUUAAGUGUAUUCACAGUCUUUUGUAAAUUCGAAUAUUCCAAAUGUCGUUUUUCCCUUCACCGGUUUUGGUUAGACUGCAAGAACUGAAACUGUGGCAAGGGAAUUAUGACAGUUUAUUGCAAAACAAUUCUAAAGAAGGGGCAAAUCCAUCGGAUUUUGAGACAAUUGAGGGUCUAUCGGCAUUGGACAGCACCGCAUCUAGUCCUUUAUCGUCACCUGAAAGGGAUAAAGCGAUAGAUUGGGAUAAAAAAGCUAUAUCACCUACAAAACCAUUCGAACAACUUUUGGAAGAGAAACUAGCUCAAGAUAAACCAGUUCAAGUUCAGGCAAAGCCUAAACGCCCGUUCUUGAGAAAAGGUUCUGGUCUGACACGCUAUAAAUCAAAUCAACAGGCCCAACCAUCACGAAGAAGAACUCAGAAUAAACCGCCCAUUCACAGAACUUGGCAAAACGAGCAAAGCAGAAUUAGAAAACUUCCAAGCGAGUUAGUUACACUAAAAAGUUGCUUAAAAUCCCCAAGGAAGCAAAGAAAGGAAGAGUGCGAAAUUGAUCUUACUCCUUUAAAAAUGCCAGAUCUUACUAUGAAACCUAAAGCUACAUGGCAUAAGGUGUUAGAAGAGGAUAACUUAGAUGAAAAAAUUAAAGAGCAGUGUAAAAAAUCUGAGGAUAAUUAUAAUAUAUAUCAAAACAGCUUUAAUUCACACAUCAUUGGAAAAAUUAACGAUUUUAACUUGAGGCGUUUAUUGCCACUUAGUCCUCGGAAGAACAUUAUUUAUAAAAGAUGUUCAGAUUCAAUAACUACCAUUCCUGAAAUUGAAUCUGAAAAGUCUUCACCAAUUGACGAUCAGUCUUCUCACGAGAGAUCCGUGGAGAGUGAAUUGCGUAUAUUCGAAGCAUUAGAGGAACGAGUGGAACACAGCAGCUUCUCAUCAACAAAUUCUAGUAUCUUGAGGUUACUUUCCAGUACGCCAAAUAAAGCAAAACCUAAACUAUCAAGUACAGGUUCGAUCAUAGAAGAACCGAAGAUCCUAGAAAAUGAAGGAAUACCGUCAGGUUACCACGUCCUAGGUUAUCAAAAUUCGCUUUUACAGAAGAAACUGAACGAAGUGAAUAGGAGAACAGAUGUACUGCACGAUUUUUUAAAAAACUUGAGGAAAAUUGGUAAAAAUAAGAGGACAAGCAUCAGCUCUGCAGAAUCCGUUCAGGAGAGAUCGCCCGAGACGAGUUUUUCCGACGAAGAAAAGUGGUCUACUAAUACUGACGUUGAAAGAUCCGUGUCACCUUCGAGCAGUUUUACGGAUACGUUUAAAGCUAGCACUAUACAAAAUGUCGAUGUAGCAACCAACACCAGCAUGGAAGAGAAGGACGAGAACGUAAAAAAUGAAAAAUGCCAAAACUGCCAUGAACUUCAGGUCAAACUGGAGAAAGUCAGCAAGCAGUUACCCGAUAUCCAAGUGGAAAAGGCUCGAGUGUGUGACUUUGCUAAGGAACUUGAAGUUAAAAGAGAUCAGCUGUAUAAAGACAUGGAGAUGAUGAAACAGAAACAUGACAGAGUAAUAUCCGAGAUGAAAGAGGAGUUAGAUAAUGAAAAAAGGCGUUUCGCUCGAGAAAAAAUGAUGUUCGAUAUGUAUAUGAAAGAGUCAAAAAAUCGUUCGACUAAGAAGGAACGGGAAGAAAUCUCUGACCUGAAGAAAGAACUAGCAGACUGCAAGGAACUGCUAAAACUAAAAGAAACGAAAAGCGGAGCUACGCAGGCCCGUUUACGAACCCAAAUAAAACAAAUGGAAAAAGAAAAUGUCGAAUUAAAACUGGAAGUGGAGAAAUUACAGAAAGAAAACGCCAAACUGAACGCUACACAGCUGAUGCGAAGACCGUCCGAAGUCAAGAUGUUGCACGAAAUCAACAAAAACCUUACCAAACUCACGGAAGAGACAUUGAAGAAGCAAAUGAAUAAGACGGACACGAGCUGUAACACGGACAGUCCCGUGGAUAUCAGAAAGAGACGUUCCAAGAAAUCCAAAGAGGUAGAUGACGAAAGUAGUGGGCAGGAAAUAUCAGCCAAAAAGAAUUCAAGUUUGAAACGUAACACUCCCGAGGAGGAUACGUCUGGCAGUAUUAACGAGAUCUCUAGACACGAGAUGACCACUUUUGCAAACUUGUCUCUGGAAAAACAGUAUGAAAAUGUAUUUGGGCAGUUUUCAACUCUCGGAAUAAAUAACAAUAGUCUAAAUGACUCGAAAAAAGACAGGACCGAAACGGUGUUUGAGGACGGUUCGAAGGAAAUCAGAUACAGCAACGGCAACACCAAAACGAUUUCCCCCGACGGGAACCUAGUAAUAGUUAAAUAUUACAACGGAGACAUCAAGGAGACCAAUUUGUUGGAAAACACAUUGAAAUAUUACUAUGCCGAAAACUCCACUUGGCACAUACACUACGGCGACGGUACGGAGGUGCUGGAAUACCCGAACGGACAGAGAGAAAAGACGUAUAAAGACGGUAGGAAAGAGGUGAAAUGCGCCGACGGCUCGUGUUUAUUCAAGGCUGUAGACGGUACGGAGGAGAUAAUUUAUCCCGACGGGUCUAAGAUCAUAAAGCAUCCGGAUGGAGAGAAAGUCCUCCUCUUACCGAACGGGCAGAAGGAGAUUCAUACGAAAGAACAUAAGAGACGAGAGUAUCCUGAUGGAACGGUAAAAAUUCUUUAUCCCGAUGGUACCCAGGAGACGAGGUACGCAUCAGGACGUAUCCGAAUAAAAGACGUCAAUGGAGUUUUAAUAAUGGACUCUCAGAAUCCCGCUCAUUGAAGUUGGUUAACUCAACGAUUUGUGAUAUUAAUGUAUA
This is a messenger RNA of Anoplophora glabripennis (Asian longhorned beetle), 2923 nucleotides long. RefSeq names its product centromere protein J (gene Sas-4). Bases 127 to 2886 code for a protein of 919 amino acids. Gene Ontology annotation, cellular component: centrosome; centriole; nucleus. NCBI's taxonomy places the organism in Eukaryota, Metazoa, Arthropoda, Insecta, Coleoptera, Cerambycidae. Gene Ontology annotation, molecular function: tubulin binding. The transcript has 8 exons. The record is from RefSeq and is a predicted model, not a curated record. Gene Ontology annotation, biological process: cilium assembly; centriole elongation.